Symbiodinium sp. CCMP2592 is the source of this 12540-nucleotide messenger RNA. Lineage: Eukaryota; Dinophyceae; Suessiales; Symbiodiniaceae. The record is from the annotation of a GenBank genome assembly.
AUGAUCGUCGAGUUUGUCAAGGGCAAGUUUCGUAUGCUGUUGUUCUCUGCCCACUUCCCGCAUGCGGCUCGUGCUGCAGAUCGCAGCGCAUUCAUUGACAAGCUCGAGAAAACCAUCAGGAACGCCGGGAGAUUCGACAUCAUCAUCGGCGGGUGUGAUGCCAAUGGCAGACCGCCACCAAAUCAUGGUGACGUGACUGGAACCCUGGAGUUUGGGGAGGACGAUGAGGCUGGCAGACAGUAUGCCGACUGCCUGCAGCGACUUGGCCUCUGGUUGCCGGGAACGUUUGAACAAAUGCACAGUGGAAGUAGUUCCACGUUUCGACAUGCGACUGGCAACCUUCACCGGAUAGAUUUCCUGACACUUGGUGGCACAUCCUCCUUGGCUGGUGCCAGCAGCUGGGUUGAUGAGACGAUCGAUCUAGCCGCGGUGCGAGAAGAUCACUGGCCGGUUGCCGUUGAGAUCUGGGGCCAACUACAUGGUGAUUGCCACCGGAAACGUCUCAAAAAAGUGAGAUAUGACCGCGGCAAGAUGAUGACCCCGGAGGGCAAGGCAGUGAUUCAGCGGGCAUGGAACGACUAUCGGCCCCCACCGUGGUGUAGCCAUAUCGACGACCAUUGCAAGCACAUGCAAGAGUAUGUCACAGCCUGCCUGGAAACCCACUUUGCCAUCGACAACAAAGGUCCGAAAGCCAUGUACAUCACCGAUGAGAUUUGGGGAUGGCGCUCCCAGAAGAUCCGAUUCAAGGACUUGGUUGGUCACCGCCGCGGCCUUUGGAGCCGCCUGCUCGGAGUUGCCUUUGCACAGUGGGCCGGACGGCAAACUGAGCAGGUCGAAGCGGCUGUUACAAAGGAAGGACUGCUGUACCAGCUGGCGUCUAGUGCUGUUGGAUUCAUCACAAGCCGAAUCAAAAAGGCGGUCCAUGUCAGCAAGGCGAACUACUUGCAGUCCUUCUUUGAUGGACGCCCUCAGUCGGUCACCCAGUUGCUGCAACAAGCCAAGCGACUUGGGGUCGGUGGCCGACAAAAACGAGGUGGCCGGCAGCCUUUACCAGCCCUCCGAGAUCACCAAGGCAGUCUGGCCAAAACGCCGGAGGAUCACGACGCCAUCUGGCUACGCCACUUCGGGCGACAGGAGUGUGGUGAGACCUUGAAGGUCGAGGAAUUCCUCAAGGAAAAGGACAUCGCGAGCACCCUCCGAAGCGACAUACAAUGGUCCCUUGCAGAUUUGCCUACUCUGACGGAGAUCGAGGCGAUGAUGCGGAUCGCCCCGCGGGGUAAGGCAAUGGGUUUGGAUAUGAUACCGGGGGAAGCCCUGGCAGCCGCACCGGCGGCCGCGGCAGCCAUGGUCCAACCCCUCAUGCUGAAGGCUGCAAUGGGGUUGCAGCAACCGCUGCAGUGGCGCGGUGGCAUCUUGUACUCCGCGUACAAAGGCAAUGGUGAUUCGAGCAAUCCGGCGAACCAUAGGGCAUUGUUUGUAUCAAGCGUCGUCGGCAAGGCUUUUCACCGCCUCAUCCGCAACAAAACGGGGGAACAACUACAGCGCGAGCUUCAUGAACUACACCUUGGUAGCAAAGCGCGAGCCCCCAUCACAUACGCCACGCUCUUCAUUAUCAGCCACCUCCGCAGAUGCAAGGCAAGUUCGAGGGCGGCAGGAAUCCUAUUUCUGGACACGGCCUCUGCUUAUUAUACAGUCCUCCGUGAAGCCGCCAUGGGCGAUAUACGGCUGGAUGAGACGGUGGCGAAGAUAAUGAAGCGUUUCAAUCUGGAUUCAGAGGAAAUGGCCAACCUCUGGGAACUCAUCCACAGUGGAGGCGUCAUGAAACAGGCGGGCACUACUGACGCCCUCCGCGCCAUGGUGCGUGAUUUCCAUCACAGGACGUGGUGUGUAACCAAGCACACGGGAGGAGGCUGUUUGGCCUCCACGUACGCUGGAAGCAGACCGGGCGAAUCAUUCGCAGACGCGAUUUUCGCGUUCAUUUAUGGAAGAGUCCUUGGCCGCAUCUUUGAAGUCGCAUACGGGGAGGAUCUCCUCAGCGAAGUUGGAUGCGACAUCGAAGCAGGCCCUUUCGGUGCGAGAUGUGCUGGAGGGGAAGUCGCUGUCAGAGACACGACUUGGGCCGAUGAUACGGCAAUACCUUUCGAUGACGAGGAUCCAGCACGGAUGCUUAGGAAGGCACAACGACUUUCUGCGAUUACUAUUUCGACCUGCGCAGCUUUCGGCCUUCAACCGAACCUCAAGAGAGGGAAGUCGACCCUUCUCUUGGCCAUGCCUAAAAAGGGAGCAGCACGAGCCAAAAAGCAGUUCUUCGAGCAUGGCCGGCCAACCCUGCGAUUACCGGAUCUAGACUUGGAGAUACCGGUAGCCCCCCAGUACACACACCUGGGUGGGCUCUUGGACAUUGGCUGCACCCUCCAACCGGAGAUGAGGAAGAGGUUAGCUUUGGCUGGUGGUGCCUUCGACGCUGGCAAGCGGCUCCUCUUCGGGAACAAACAGUUGCCGCUGGCAACGCGGGCACAGCUGUUCCACUCCACGAUACUGGCGGUCUUCUAUAACUUGGCUAUUUGGAUCCCGGAGGGCGAAGCAUGGCGCAAGCUCUCUAGCGGAUAUACGAGAGUUCUACGGCGACUACUCGACUUGGAGUCGAUCGCCGAGGUCUACCCGGACAUGCCACGACCGAGGGCGGCGGAAUGGGCCAAUUGGGUAGUGCAGUGUGUCAAUGGCACCAGAUGCAAGGCUUGUGGCAAAGACCUGAGGACGACGGCUCGCUUGGCCAUUCACUUACGUGACAAUGUGAAGUGCGUCCGAGCCCUUCGAGCAGGAGGGCAAACUGUGAAUGAGGUUCUCCCUGGACAGGGGAGCAGGCAAGCCCGAGCGAAGUUUGUUGAGGAGUUCAACCUCGCACCUACGGCAUGUGGUGAAGGUGAAGUGCCCCGUUUCGAUGGUGUGUUGUGGACGGAACCUCAGCGGCAAGCUUACCGGAGUGUCUGCGAUGCCCUACUAGAAGAACAGAUGUGGAAUGACAUGCAGCAGGUCAGGGAGACUACGCUGGCGACCCUCGCCACCUACCCGCUCUACUUUGAGGAGGAAAGGAUGAUCGUAGAGUAUGUUGCCGGGGAGGUCGAGGAACUAUGGCGUAGCGAUGUCACUGACCCGUGGCCAGAGCAUGUGUUUGAGGUCAUUCGAGCUGGGCUUCGAGAACCGGCUGAAUGGCUCGCACCGUUCGCGGCGAGCGAGAAUACGGAGAUAGAGACAGAGGCCUCGUUAGCCAACUUUGUCAAGGGCGAGAGGCAUGCCUGGGAUGAUCUUCUGCAGGCUUGCCGACGCGAGUGCGUGACCCCAUCGUUGCAGCCGUUCCAACUGGAUUGGUCAAGGGAAGCAAGGAAUGACCGACCUAGUGGCGUAGACGUAGACCUUGCCGCGCUCGACGAGCCCUUAAGUUUCCUGCCCAGAAAGGUGUUUCGGCUAUGGCAGCUGGUGCCCGCCUGGUGCAGGACGAACUUCAACACGCGCUCCAUCGACAGGGGAGAUAUGGUGAUGAGCCCAAGUGGCGGUGCUGCGCAGGCGACUGGACCUCGACAUUUGCAAGACCAGAGGCCGAAUGGAGUAGCUCCACGAGUCGGUCAGCCUAUUGCGACAGAACCGGACUACGCUAGAGCCCUCGGGGUUGCUAGCGACGGCGCGACCAACACCGGACUCGGCGCGCGUACGACGGAUGUUUUGGCUGGCGCUGCUGGAAGACCUACUGGAAGUGGUGAUACUGACGGUGGUGCGGGCAGUGCUGGACAGCAGGAUAUUCAGCAACUUGGGAGAAGGAUGUCGCGAACAGGGACAGAGACGUUCAGGUCUCCAGUCACUGGUGAAGGGCAUGGGAGAAUGGAAAGGCCUUUGUUUCCCCAUGCGGAACAGAGGUCGUCAACACCGCGGCCGGGCUCGGAAGCCGGUGGCUUUAUGUGGCCCUCUCCAUUACCCUCACCGACUACCAGAUCGAUCAACGGAGACGAGGGCGUUCCCCAAGUAGCCGGGAAUGUGAUUGCUCAGCAAGGAGCAGCGGCGAUGAAGUGGCUCACGCGAUUGGGUGAGUUUGUUCAGAGGCGUGUGUCUCAACAAAGUCGUCCUGGUGAACAGACGAUGGUGGUGCAGGAGACAGUGUGGACUCCUACCAGGCGGCAGGGACAUGAACGUGGAGAAACAGAGCCGUUGUUCGACCAGGAGCAGUCCCGGAGGUUCCAAGAGAUGGCGUUGGCGGCUCCCCAGCUUUAUGGAGCAACUCAGCGGACGGUCGGUGGAGGAUCAGAUUCUUCUCGUUCGUUCACCAAAGAGCAAUUGGAGCUGGAGGUGAAGAAGCAAGUCGACCAGGCCAUGGAGCAACAGAAGGAGAUCAAUGAAGAAAACCAGAGGUUGAGAAUGGAGGUGGAGCGGCUACGCAGUGAAGCGGCGAGGACCGCGGAUGUGCGAGAAGAGUACGUAAUCUUGCAGGACUUCCCGGAGUACUUCGUGAACAUGAUAGCGAGCGAAGUGGUGAUCGGGCUUUGGGCUUGCAUGGAGUUUUACGGGGCAAUACUUCUGGACUACCUGACCCAGGCGGCAAUCCUGAAGGACCACCGAGGCAUGAUGGUUGUGGGAGCGGCGAAGCUUCAGGCAAUCGUGGAGGGCUCGGAGGUAAUCUUUCAGGACUUCCAGGACGUUACGGCGGCUCUGAGGGUGAUCCUUCUGCUGGGCGACGCGGGCUUCCUUCUGGAGGUGGUGGUGCGAGCUUGGUGGGAGAGCAAGGGCAACAGCAGCCUAAUAGAGAUGGCGUUUUCGGAGGUAAUCUUCCAGGACUUCCGGGACAUGUUCGUGAGCAAGGGGGUUUGGGUGGAGAUCAACAAGGUGAUCCUGGAGCGAGUGCCGGAGAACGACGGUCUGGACCUGGGCAAGCUACAGGAGCCAAUGGCGGGGAUGACUCAGCUGCAGGCGGCAAUGGCUAUGCAACUGGGAAUGAACUCGGCAAGACCCGAGCAAAUCAGACCAGGCACCACAGCCUCGGAACUUCCGAAGCUGAGUGAGGCGGACGAGAUGGCGGCGAUCAACGUUGGGGAUUGGCUUCACGGACUCAGCGGGCCCAUGGGUGAUCUCACUGAUGGCAGCGCGCAAUGGUGGUCGCAAGUCCUGGCCUCCUUAGAAGCCUUCUACAAGGAUUACAUCCAUGCGUCGGCGGUGAAGAAGCUACAGCUUAAGGCCGAUGACUACGCCCAGGACAUGCUCAAGGAGGCAAAGUGGUUAAGAGUGGACAAGCGGGCGGCUACGAUGUUGCUGCAGGCGAUUCCCGACAGCAUCAAGACGGAGGUUUUGGCCAAUAGGCUACAAACGACCCUGAGUAUCUUGGCGCGGAUCCUUACCAUUUACCGCCCAGGGUCAGCUGUGGAACGCCAGCAAGUGUUGAAGGCCUUGGAGUCUCCUACUACGGCAAGCUCACCUAUGGAACUGGUAGAAGUCUUGAGGCGAUGGGCGAGGUGGUUGAAAAGAGCUCAGGACUUGGCACUACAAGUGCCAGAUCCCUCUAUCCUCUUGAGGGGUUUGGAUGCGGCGUCGAGGACUCAGUUGGAGAAGCACGGCGAGGUUGCGUUCCGGGCAAACAUGUUAAGGUACAGCUUGGAACUGGACUCAGCGCCCUCUUUGAUAUCAGUGGUCAAGCUUCAAUCACACCUUUUGGCCGAGUUUGAGCAGAUAGCCUACCGAGGGAGGACAAGAACGACAUCUACCACCACACCGUCUAUGAAGGCUAUGGGGGCAGCCGCACAAGAAGGGCAAGGUGGGGCUUCGCCGAAGGGGCCUGGCUCUCCCUCCACUACAGCGACGUCAAGACCUUGUAAGUUUUUCUUGAUGGACAAUGGGUGCCAGCGUGCAAACUGUAAGUUCAGCCACGACUGGGCCAAUGUACCCAAGGAGGAGAGAGCGGAGCGGUGCAAAGCUUGCGGAGGCAAAGGCCACAUGCGAAAGAACUGCCCGAUGAAGGUUGGUGGUGGAGAAGGCCAGCGACGCGAUGAUCCUAACCGUGGUGCUCCGCAGCCCAAGGUUAAGAAUGUGAAGGGUGGCGACAACAAGCGGGAUGACGGGACAGCUCCGCUGGCUACCUCUACGGCAACCUCCUCAUCGGCUCCAACGGGGACUGCGGGUUCGACAAGUUCGGCGAGUGCUUCUAUGGACUCUACGGCUUCGGCACCCAGUGGGUCAGAGUCUGCGUCUUCGGUGAGAGAGGUUGAUGAUUUCUUAAAGAAUGCCACGCAGAUGUUGAAGAUGAUGGCCGAACAGCAUAACCCAGGACGGGGCGGACCUUCCAUGAAGAUGCUGAAGAAAGCGAUUCGGCAUUACGAGUCGAAGAUGGCCUUGGUGGAUUCGGGUGCUACACACCCUUUGCGGUUGGGGUCCUCCUCGGAAUGGGCUGGAGCUGAUGAAGUGGAUGUUGUAGUAGCUGGAGAUGGUGUUCAGCGAAUGCGACAGACCACGGCGGGAACUCUGCUACUGGAGCCGAACACCUCAAAGGCUCAAACCAUCCUGCCGGUUGGAAGCUUGGUCAGCGUGCUGGGCUAUGAGUUGGCUUGGACAAGGAAGAGGUGCGUACUCAAGGCGCCGGACGGCAGGGAGUUUGGUUUGCGUGUGAACUCAGGAUGUCCAGAGAUGAGCGAGGCCACCGCCUUGGAGUUGAUUGCCGAGAUCGAGCAAGAGAAGAUCGCGCACCUCAGCAAUAGGACUGAGGAGACCAAGAAGGCGGUGGCGAGGGCUCGUGCGGUUCAGUUAGAUCCUUGCUGGGAAAGAAGUAUGAAGGAGUACGUCAAGAAUGGGAAGUUUGAGGAUGGUUUCAGUGCGCUGGCAGCAGCACCUUGGGCCACGGGAGAACUUCAUGAAGAUUUGGCAAAGAUUGUGACGGAUCUCCCCAAGGAUGAGACCGAGGCCUGGGCGCUUAUGCAACAGCUCGGGUUCAAUCGGAGGAUGCGGAAGCGCCUCAUGAGCAAGGACUGGAUCGUGAAGUUGUGCAGUGGCAAGCGGUCGGCGGUUGAUAAAGUGUUCAAGGGGGUGGAGAGCAAUGGCACCGUGGUGUUGGACAUCGAUGUGCAAAGGUUGUCUCCACUGGAUUUGUUCAAGGCCGGCCAGGGCGUGAUGCGGAUGUUGUUGUGGGGAGCGGCUACGGGAAGGGUGGCAGGAAUCCUAUGCGGGCUUCCUAAACACAACGCGCUGGAGCACUCCCUGAGGGCGGUGGUGUUGAAUGAAGUGGCCAUGGCCGGAAGAACGGCUAUGUGUGGCGAGAUGGACAUUCCCUUUGAUGGUGUGGCGUUCUCUUUGUGGGCUUCCGCAGAGGCUGAGCAAGAUGAGUCCUCGCUGGUGUGGGUGUUCAAGUGGUUUCGGAGGUGGAUUGCUGAAAAUGGCUUGGACCUAUGCCAUUUCGAACAAGGAGGUUUGGGUCACUCUAUGAGGCGGCCUACGACUAUGACUACCAACCUGGAUGUCGCGGAGUUAAAGGGGAUUCAAGAUUCUCGGCCGGAACCUGAGAGCGAGAAGGGGUCAUGGUCUAUGUGGGCACCAAUGAUGGCGAGAGUGCUGGUCAGAGGUUUGAAGAGAUGGAAGCAGCGCCCUGGAUGGUAUUCUCGUUUGGUGAAGGCGCUGAAGGCGGUGGACAGACGAGCGUGGGAAAGGCAUUUGGCCAAUGACCACGUACCUUAUCGUGCAGAUUGCCUACAAUGCAUCCACACCGCUACCGGGCGUCCUCACAGGAAGUGCUUGCAUCGGGACUGCUAUGUUUUGAGCGCUGAUACUUUGGGGCCAGUGCGCAUUGCGGGCACGAAGGGUGAGAGGUACGCGGUUGUCUUCACCUACCAGUUCCCGAAGCAGAAGCUGAUCCCAGAGGACCAACCUGUUCGAGAAGAAGAACUUGAUGGGUGGAGUUUGGAUGCGGAGACGGACAAGACGGAAGCCGGAGCGGCUGACUACGGCGAGCUGGAAGAGUAUUCGCCGGACGACGGACCGGAUGUGGAGUUAUCGCCAGCGGAACUUGAAGAACUACAGCGAGUCCAACGAGAGCAACCCGGUGAUCUACCAGCAGCCGAACUAGAUGCGGCGGUUAAGGUGCUUGGAGCGAAAACCCUGGACAAGAAGGAUGUUUCUGACGAUUGGUGGGAGUUCAGGGAGUCUACUGGGGUGCUGAUCAGGCAUCAUAGAACACCGCGUACAAGGUUGUUUCGGCCUACGUCGUGGAAUGGGUGCCCGGUGUCGCCUUCCAAGCUUGAUUACACGAGAGUCACCGAGGUGAAGUAUGUUGGUGGUGGUGUGGAAACGGAGACGUCGGAUUGGCAUGGUCCCCAAUCGGGUUCGAGAUCUUUGGAGCGCCCUUGGACCGGAAGAACUACUUUUCACAUUUCCACGGCCGAGAUCCCCGAGGAGGAGUCAGAGCUACAGAAGGACGAGGAGACGUGGGAACAACUCAUAGGCGACUUGACAAAGCCGGUUGAGAUGGACACGAUCUACUUGGUUUACCCUGUCAGAGCUCGGCGAGGCGGUGACAUAAUGCUGGCGGUACAGGAGGCAGUCUUGAGGUUGAAGUUACUUGGCCUCCCCGUUGCGCGACUUCAUUCAGAUCGGGGCUCUGAGUUUGCGUCGAAGGGGCUACGUAAGUGGCUGUUGGACCACGAUAUCUACCACACCCGUUCGGAGGCUUUGGUUCCACAAACAAAUGGUGCAGCUGAGCGUGGAGUUCGAUGGUUCAAGACGAUGGCCAAGGUGUUGUUAGCGGAGGCAAAAGUGGGCCUUAAGUACUGGACUUUGGCAAUGCAGCAUGCGGCCAACCGACGUCUACACGAGCGGCUAGGUCUCAACAAGCCGAGGUUGUUGGCUUUUGGUUCCAAAGUGAUGAUACGAAGAAAGGUGUUUGGGAAUAACAAAAAGUAUGACCUCACCGACCGCUGGGAGCAGGGCAUCUACCUGGGAUUGUCGGACACCAUCAAGGGGGGUGCUGUGGUUUUACGGCCCACUGGAGUGUUGACGGAGACGUUGAACCUUAAGGAUGGUGUUGUGGAUCCUCAUGUACUACUAGCGGAAGCUACGGGUGAUGAUGAUGGAGGCGGUGUUGGAGAUAUCCCUACAGGAGAGGUCCCAGUGGUUGAGCUACCUGAACCAGAUCAUCGCUUGAGUGGAAAACAACCUCCUCCUGCUCUUCGUGCGUUGAAAACAACUAUGGAAGGCGGUGGUGGUGACCAGCGUGUACCCUCAGGAUGGACGAUGAGAUCGUUGGUGAAUCAACAAGAAGACAGGGCCCGCUACUACUAUAACAUGGGCAAGUUUGAUGAUGAAACUUGUGCUGAAGUUCUAAGAGAUGUUCAUGUUGGUAGCAAAGCAAAGAGAUCUACGCGGGGAACCCAUUCUUCAGCACUGAUUCUUGGAGGAUAUGUUCAUGGGGGAAUGCGCGGGGCUACUACGGCAACUCGGAGAAGGCCUUGGCUUACGAAGUACUUGAACAUGGUGCUGAGACAACGCACGAUGGAGAGCACGAAUCGGGAACCAUGUUGGGCAACGCUUGGAGUGUUUAAGGCUACAGAGAUACCCCCACAUCGUGAUCUUCGCAACAAGCCGGGCAUGCCAAACUUUGUUACGGAAGUUGGUGGUGAAGAGUUUAGGGGGCUUUGGCUGUCGGAUGCGCAUGAGUUGUCCAAGGAGGAUGGCACAGAAGGAAAGGACCUACAGCGUGAACUACCUGAUGGCGCGGUGGCUGAGGGCAGGGUUGUGGACAUCAAGGGCAAGGUUGCUGUGUUUGACCCUAAGAAGUUGCACUCGUAUGUCGAGGGAGAGGACGGCAACAGAUGGAUCCUAGCAGGCUUCACCCCCCUCAAUGUUGAGAGUAUACCUCCAGAGCCUGUGGCGUUCAUGAACAAGUGUGGUUUUCCUUUGGAAGGUACUGGUGCAGAAGUACAUGAUGUGGAUGAUGUAGAAUGGGGAAGCAGUGACAGUGAGCUUUCUGAUGAUGCCUCUACAGGAGAGGAGGAGGACUUGGAGAAUAAAACAAGAGUUCUUCGGUGUGAACUUCAGGAGGAGGAAUUUCAGGAGGCCAACAUCAAUGACGCGACCCCGUAUCUGCUGAUGCUCCACAAUGCCUUCGAGGACUGUGCCAGGGAGUUGGAACGUUUACAGCUUAAGGCGAUCAAGAGGGUGUUGAAGGUAUCUCCCGGGACGUCUAAAGAAGAGGAAGUCGAGGAACUUUUGAAGACGCUCGAGGGUCCCUUGGAGGUCGUUCACACUGUGAGUUUGCCGGAGGUCAAGAAGUAUGUUCAGUUGUGGAAGGAGGCAAUUGUAAAAGAAGUGAAUGCGCUCAUGAGCUCUGGAACAGUGAAGCGGCUGUCCCCAGAACAAACCAGGGAGCUGAAGAAGGCGGGCCUCACGGUGCUACCUGGGAAGGCAGUAUUCACUGCCAAACCUCCGAGUGAGGCUUCGAGCAAAGAGAGAUUCCGCAGAAAAUGCCGGAUUGUGGUUUGCGGAAACUUUCUACCAGCCCAGGGUCAGAAUGUGUAUGCGGCCGGCACGUCGGCCGACACGUUGAGGAUUGCUGUGGCUCUGGCAGUGCAAAGAGGAUGGAGCAUCGGAAGUACCGAUGUUGCCAAUGCUUUUACGCUGGCACCUAUGCCGUCGGAGCUCACCUACGCGCUAACUCCACCAACCAUCGUGAUCAUGGCUGGUGCAGCAGAGCCAGGGGAAACGUGGCAGAUCACGCGGGUGCUCUACGGUUUGAGAGAGGCACCUAGGCUUUGGGGUGACUUCAGGAACCUACGAUUCCAGGAAGCGAAGAUUGUGUACGGCGACAAGGUGCUUGUGCUGACCGCUACGACCACGGAUGAGAACCUCUGGCGAGUGACUUACCAAGGAGAGGACACCAUCCUAGGACUGGUCUUGGUCUAUGUGGAUGAUAUCUUGAUGCUGUCUGAGAAGGAGAUUGUCAAGACCAUUUACCAGUGGUUGGUGUCAGACUGGAAAUGCUCCAACCUUGAGUGGGCAGAGGAGGACUCGUUGAGGUUUUUGGGGAUAGAACUACGAGUUUUUGGUGGAGGCGUUCAUCUAUCUCAAACGGGUUAUGUUCGUGAUCUACUACGACAACAUGGAAUGCCGGAGGAGGUGGGCGCGACACUUACAGUCCCGUGUGCUCGGGAGUGGCUUCAAGAUGUUGACUCCGAUGAGGAACCGGAAACCGCCGAGGAGGCCACUGUGAGAAUGGCCCAAAAGGCUACGGGUGAGGCUUUGUGGCUUUCGACGAGGAGCAGACCGGAGCUUGCGCAUGCUGUUGGGUGUAUGGCUUCGCUAGCACUACGACGACCGUUGAGAGCUUUGGAGAUAAGCAAGCGAGUCAUGAAGUACCUCUCCAAGACGGUUGAGUACGGGAUCUGGUACAAGGUGGUGCCAGAUGAUCCAGCUUUGGUUGUGUAUUCGGAUGCCAGCUACGCACCAGGAGGAGGAAGAUCCUACGGGUCAACGAUGGCGCAAAUCUACGGCAUGCCAGUUGCCUGGAGGGCAUCAAAGCAGCCAAUCAUUACUUUGUCGGUUGCUGAAGCUGAGUUGUAUGAAGGAUGCUCGGCUGUGCAACUGGGACUAGGAGUGGCUGCGUUGUUGUCUGAGCUCAAGCUGGAUCCAGUGAUGCAUUUGCGGAUUGACAAUGCUGCUGCUCAGGGCUUGGCCAGUGAAAGCCCGGGAACAUGGAAAACGAGGCACUUAAGGAUCCGAGCAAGAUUCUUGAGACAGGAAGUGGCGGCUCAACGACUGGUUAUUUCUCAUGUCAGCGGGAACCUUCAGAAAGCUGAUUUGGGGACCAAAGGGUUUGAUCUGCCGAAGUUCAAGGCCUUGAUGGACCUGUGGCAGUUGGUGCCAUGCUGCGCUCGGGAGGCAGCUGGAGCGGCAUUGAGGGCUUUGAGGGUGACUAACCAACGUGGGUUGCUGAUGUUCAUCAUCGUUUGCUGUUGCUUGAUCAAAGGUGUUGAAGGGCGAAAAGAAGACCUAGCCUUGGAUGGUUCAAUGGAGUUCUACUUUGUCUUGGUUGUUUCCUUGAUUGCGGCGGUCGGGCUUUGGGAGUUCAUGAAGUAUGUGAAGAAUAAGACGUGCGUGUGGUGGAACUCAAGGCAACGUCGCAAUCAGAGGGCAGAAAGGCUCAGGAACCGCACAAGGGAUGCAGUUCAGGAGGAGCUAAGACGCCGAGAAGUUGAGUUGACCCCAAGGACACCUAUAACAAGGGCAUCUUCAUCAUCUACUACCCCAGCUAGGCGUCAGGGCUCUACCGUACCAAGGUCAGAUGUUUGGCAAACGAGCUACAGUGUUGGGGUGCAGACCGACCCCAUGCCACCGAUGAUACCAGCGCACCGGCUUGAAGCCUACACAGGGCCGUUCUACAUUACGACCCACGGAGAUAGGGUGCACAUGACAUCUUACUGUCAUGGCCAGCGGAAUGCCACGAGAGCAUCGAAGAGAUACGACUUGUGUGACUAUUGUGAUCGGGCACGUGGUCUCUAUGUGCUUACGCCUCCAGAUGGAUGA